Molecule: messenger RNA, 2781 nt
Organism: Salvelinus namaycush (lake trout)
Lineage: Eukaryota; Metazoa; Chordata; Actinopteri; Salmoniformes; Salmonidae
Gene: clcn1a
Product: chloride channel, voltage-sensitive 1a
Exons: 22
Coding region: 1-2781 (926 amino acids)
Biological process (GO): chloride transport; transmembrane transport
Cellular component (GO): membrane
Molecular function (GO): voltage-gated chloride channel activity
Source: RefSeq, a predicted model, not a curated record
AUGGCUACAGAGCAAGGCAACCCUUUGUCUAUAAAGAAACGCCGCUCCUACUCAAAGUGCAGAGACUGUGUAGCGCGGGUACAGAGGUUCCUGGUCACCAAGCUGGGAGAGGACUGGAUCUUCCUGGUGCUGCUGGGCGUCUCAAUGGCGCUGGUCAGCUGGACCAUGGACUACACCAGCGCCAAGAGUCUACAAUUGUACAAGUGGAUUCACUGGGAGCUGAGGGGUAAUGUCCUGCUCCAGUACCUGGCCUGGGUCAGCUAUCCUAUGGUGCUCAUCAUGUUCGCCUCCUCCUUCUGCCACCUGGUUGCCCCACAAGCCAUCGGCUCUGGUAUUCCUGAGCUGAAGACCAUUCUCAGAGGCGUAGUGCUGAAGGAGUAUCUGACUCUCAAGGCUUUUAUUGCCAAGGUCAUUGGUCUGACUGCAGGUCUGGGCAGUGGGAUGCCAGUGGGGAAAGAGGGCCCAUUUGUUCAUAUAGCCAGCAUCUGUGCUGCUGUGCUGAGCAAGUGUAUGAUGUUCUUCUCAGGAGUCAAUCAGAGCCCAUACUGCUACACAGACAUCCUCACAGUUGGCUGUGCAGUUGGGGUGGGCUGCUGUUUCGGUACCCCUCUUGGAGGGGUGCUGUUCAGUAUAGAGGUGACGUCCACUUACUUUGCUGUGAGGAACUACUGGAGAGGUUAUUUUGCCGCCACCUUCAGUGCCUUCAUAUUCAGAGUGCUCUCUGUGUUCAACAAAGAUGCAGUCACCAUCACUGCUCUCUUCCGCACCAAGUUCCGCAUGGAUUUCCCCUUUGACCUCCAGGAGCUGCCAGCGUUUGCCAUCAUCGGGAUCUCCUGCGGGUUCCUGGGGGCCUUCUUCGUCUGGCUGAACCGCCAGGUGGUGCUGUUCAUGAGGAAACCCAAUGCCAUGACACGCUUCCUCACCAGACACCGACUGAUUUUCCCCGGUGUUGUGACCUUAGUGAUAGCCACCUUGACCUUUCCCCCUGGAUUUGGACAGUUCAUGGCUGGAGAGCUGAUGCCCAGAGAAUGCAUCAACUCACUGUUCGACAACUUCACCUGGACUCAAAUCUGGCGCUCCCCCCCUCCCCCCGGCCUGGGGCGCUCCUCUGCCUGGCUGCACCCCGACGUCAGCGUCUUCGUCAUCCUCCUCCUCUUCUUCGUCAUGAAGUUUUGGAUGUCUGCUGUUUCGACGACGAUGCCCAUCCCUUCUGGAGCCUUCAUGCCUGUCUUCAUACUCGGAGCCUCUUUCGGCCGACUGGUAGGGGAGAUCAUGGCUGCCCUCUUCCCCCACGGGAUUCUGUUUGAUGGAAUCUUGUACCGCAUCAUCCCAGGAGGGUACGCUGUCAUUGGAGCGGCUGCACUGACCGGGGCGGUGACCCACACGGUGUCCACGGCGGUGAUCUGCUUCGAGCUGACGGGCCAGAUCUCCCACAUCCUGCCCAUGAUGGUGGCGGUGAUCCUGGCCAACAUGGUGGCCCAGGGCCUGCAGCCCUCGCUCUACGACUCCAUCAUCCAGAUCAAGAAACUGCCUUACCUCCCUGAGCUGGGCUUUGGACACAUCAGCCAGUACAACAUCUUUGUGGAGGACAUCAUGGUUAGGAAAGUGAAGUUUCUCUCGUUACAGUCCACCUACAGGGAGUUGAUAUAUCUCCUGGACUCCAUUUCUCUCAAAACAAUACCACUAGUGGAUUCAACAGAUUCUAUGAUCUUAUUGGGCUCCAUCGACCGCUCAGAGCUCCACGCUCUCUGUGAUUGGUGGCUCUCUGCAGAGAGGCGUAUCUUCAGGCAGGAACAGUGUUUACAGGAACAGAACCAGUAUGCCAAAGACAGCUGGGAAUCCUUUGCCUUUGUGGAUGAAGACGAUGAGGAGAGUGGAGAUAAGGUUUGUCAGACCAAGAGGAGCACCCCAGUUCAGGAAGAACGAAAUGGCCCCCUGCCGUCCCCUAAACCGCAGGAGCCCUCGUCCAAUCACACAGCUCCUGACAAGGGCCCUCUUCAGUCCGUUAGGAGAACUCUGUGGAAUAUAUUCUCCUCCCAAGACAAACAGGCAGAGGUACAGUCACAGGAGCCUCGCGCCAACCCUCUCCUGUCCGAUACGAUGACACCAGAAGAGAUCAAAGAAUGGGAGGAGGCUGAGAUGGACAAGCCAAUGGAAAUUGAUCAGAUCCGAAUAGAUCCUUCCCCUUUUCAGCUGGUGGAGAGGACCUCACUGCACAAGACUCACACACUCUUCUCAUUACUGGGCCUGAGUCAUGCCUAUGUCACCAGUAUUGGAAAACUAGUGGGUGUUGUGGCACUUAAAGAGCUCCAGAAGGCCGUAGAAGCCUCUACGCAUAGCGGGGUCCGGCUACGCCCCCCCCUGGCCAGCUUCCGCAACAUCAGACGGAAGUCAUCCAAGCCCCAGACAACCUCAGCCCCCACCGCACCCUCCUCCCCUCUCUCCCCCGCUCCCGUCGUCCCCCACGCCCCUGCACCGCCACCUCCCCCGACACAGGAGGAAGAGAUGGCGGUGUGGAUCGAGGGCACGAGGCGGGAGGUAGCGGAGGUGAACAGCAGUAGUAGCAGCAGCAGCGGAACAGGGAGCAGCAGUAGCAACGGUAGCCCUUCGCUACCCCACUCGUUGCCCCUCUCCCUCCCCCUCACCUCGCCCCUUUCCAUUCCCCUCACUGUCGCCCUCUCCGUCCCCCUUGCUGCCUUCUCCACCCCCCUCCCCGCCCUCCGGGCUGCCACAGAGCAGCAAGUGGAGGAGGACGAGAGUAAUGAUGAGGAGCCCAUCUAG